This is a messenger RNA of Drosophila albomicans, 2564 nucleotides long. RefSeq lists its product as uncharacterized. Gene Ontology annotation, cellular component: nucleus; transcription regulator complex. Lineage: Eukaryota; Metazoa; Arthropoda; Insecta; Diptera; Drosophilidae. The record is from RefSeq and is a predicted model, not a curated record. The transcript has 5 exons. Bases 141 to 2288 code for a protein of 715 amino acids. Gene Ontology annotation, biological process: regulation of transcription by RNA polymerase II.
UGGUGCGCGUGCCAUUUAACAGCUGUUUGCUCAUCCGUAGAACUUGGACCAAGAAUUUGGUUUAAUAUUUUUUUAACGAUCGCCGGAACGCGUAUCUGCCAAAAUGAGCCAGAGACGCUAAGGUAGCAAUUGUGCAGUGUAUGAUGGAAACGCUGCCAUGCGCCAGCGAAGUGGCGCAAAUGCAGGGACACCAGCACCAACAGCAAUCCGACAGCCUUGUGAGCAUCAAACGCGUAUCGUUACCAUUUGGCAGUCACAGCCUUAUGGAAGCCGUCAUUACCAAAGCGGACGAUGUAUCCCAAAUUCUGAAGUCGCAGAAAUCACAACACACAGACUCACUAGUAGAGAACGCGGCCCAACUCGUCACACCCAGCAACAGCAGCAUGGAUAGCUUGUGCGAGAGUGUCGUGACCAUACCCAAGGAGUUAAUACUAAUCUCAUUGGUAUCACAGGAGCAAGCGCUCUAUAAUCCAAAGCACCAACUUUACCGAAGCACAAAAAGCAAGGACGAGAAAUGGAACCAUAUUGGAAAUCAAGUUGGGUGGUCAGAUGCACAAUGCAAGGCGAAGUGGAAGGCUAUGAGGGACCAAUAUUGUCGCGAACUGAAGCGCGCUAAGGCCAACAAAGGCAAUGUCAAGUGGAAGUACUUUAAGGAGCUGGACUUUCUGCGUCCUUUUGCGCUGGCUCGCAACUAUCGCUCACGCGGUUCGCAGAAUAGCAACAGCAACAGCAGCCAAAACUUAAAUCUGAGCACAGAUAACAACAGAUUUUCUAAUAUUAAAAUAGAGGAAACGAGCGCUUCGCUGCUAGAGAAUUGCAGCUUUGCGGCCACCGCCACAACAACAGUGACCACAACAUCCACCCAAACGGCGGGUGUGGAUAAAAAGUCGGACUCCACCCGCGGACUAAUGAAUGCUUUUAUCUCUGGCCAAAUCAUACAUCAACAGCAUCCGCAACAGGACACCAAUUGGAACUAUUUAACCGACACCAGUGGCAAUGGUGUUAGUUCAGCCACAUCCAUAACUGUUACCUGCGAGACGCCAAAUACAACAGCUGGUGAUACCCUGUACAAUGAGUUUGUAGAUUGCGUCAAUGCUGCAAACGCCGUCUCGCAAUCAUCAACGUCGCACAACACACAUCAAACGCACGCUGAUGAAGAGGACGACGAUCCCAUACACACGUUUCUCAACAUGGAGAGCUAUUUUGAGAAGGAGCUCAUCACAUUGAUACAACAGGAGGACAUGAUCUACAAUUACAGCAAUCAAAACUAUCGGAAUGUGAAACUGAAGCUCGAAGCAUGGGAUGAAAUAUCGCGUAAGCUGAAAAAGCCAGUCAAGCAGUGUCGUCAAAAGUGGAAGGCCCUGCGGGAUCAAUAUGCGCGUGAAUACAAGCGUCUGAAAACGCAGAUGCAUGUGGAUGCCAUCUCACGCUGGAAGCAUUACGACUCCUUGGGCUUUCUCCAAAAGUACAUACAACAGAAGUCACUCGAUGGGGAUACAUUAAAUAUGCUGCUGCCCAAGCAUGAUUCAGUGGUCGAGUCUGACGAACAUUUGGAUCAAUCUCCCUUACGCCAUGCGGAGCCCCAGGCCAGCACAUUGGAGGCAUCUUCCAGUAACUCGUCGCAGCUAAAUAUGUCCGCACUUCCGCCACUCACAGGCCCACAUAAGGCAGAGUUGUCCAUCUCAAUGCAGCAGUCACAACAACAGCAACAAGAAGUGCAGCAAGCUAGUGAGCUGUGCGUGGCCUCUUAUGAUGAAAUGGAUAUUGUGGAAAACUAUAUAAAUGGCAAUGUGACGCACGAUGAUGAUGAUGAAGAGGACGAGGAUGAAGAUAUGGAUGCCACAGCAGCAUCUAGCGAGCAACAGGCACAACAGCAUCAACAACAGCAUGUGGUUACCUAUGACAAUGAGGAGGAUCCGGUCUAUAUGGCCGUAAGCAAUGCGCUGUCGAAACCAGAACAAUUGGCUAAGACAGGCAGCAACCUGGAAGCGCAACAGUUGCAUCAACAGCUACAAUCCAGUAGCGAUUAUUCACAAAAGCUAGAGGUGCACACGCCACCAUUGAGCAGCACACGAUUUCAAACAGCGGCCACCACGCCAUCAACGCCUAGUCAGGCGGCCUUUCCCAUGGGCGGCGCCCCUUCUGCACCUGCGGAGGAGGAUGAGAUCGGCGCCUUCUUCAAAGCCGUAGCCAUGAAAAUACGCAACGCACAUCUGGAGCCAGUGGCCUUUACAGAUCUGCAGAUUGACAUAUUGCGGGUGAUCAACGAGGCACUGCGUAAUCACUAGCCAGCCAUACAAAAGUGAAGAGAGAUCUCGAUGAACCAAGUCCCCUCCCCCAUAUGUUCCCUACAAAAAGAGAGAAUGGUUUCACAGCGUUGCGCAUUAUUAGUUCAUAAGUGUUAUUUGAAAAAUGUUUUUUGGCUAUAUAGCUGCGAUUUUUCUUUGUAAAAAUCUUUUAUUUACUUUGUCACUUUUAAAUUUCUCACACACGUCCAAACACACCCACAAAAAGAAACAAAAAACACACCCAAGAACUUAACGGAAACAAACGUAUGCAUAAGA